Messenger RNA from Paraglomus occultum, 1530 nucleotides. NCBI's taxonomy places the organism in Eukaryota, Fungi, Glomeromycota, Glomeromycetes, Paraglomerales, Paraglomeraceae. The record is from the annotation of a GenBank genome assembly.
AUGGAAGGUGUAAGUGCAGAGUUUCCAGAACUUGAAAAUGUUCCUAGCUCUCAAAUAUCUCUCACGGAGGCUUCCCAUUUACAGAGCUUUGCGUCUGCUACUGAAUGUAAUACGGAGCCGUUCGAAUUCGAUAAAAGCAUUGAUGAAUACCUGAAAAGUCUCGAACUCAUCAAGUCGCAGCAAGAUGCAAGACGAAAGAAGGCGAGCCUGCUGCUCGAUCGAUAUCGAGAGGCAAGCUAUUUGCUGAGCCACGAACCAGGUUUGGAGCACAGAUGGCUUACUGGGUUAUCUGCUGUUCAAGGCUACUUGCUGAACCAAUCCUGGACUCACGGGCACAGAUGGCUUACUGGGUUAUCUGCUGGGCCUCGUCCUGACUACCAUUCGGCAAGAAAGUGGGAAAAGGAUCGUUGUUCAAACAAAGCUGCUGGAUAUUCGAUAAAUAUUCGAAAUUCCACAGUGUGUGCAGGAAACUCCUUCCCUGGUGGUAGUAUCAGUUGUAAGACAUAUAGCGAUAACGUGUCAAAAAGAGACAAAGAGAAUCAAGAGGAGAGUGCCGAUGAACAAAGAAAGAAAAAGCGCAGUACAAAAAUAAGUGAUUAUUUUCCAUGCGACGACACACAUAAGUUUCAACACAUACGAGGGCCAUUUGAGAAUGUGGACACUAACGUGUAUAGUACACAAUCACCAUGCCCUCCGACAGGAGAACUUCUGACUCAUUCUGAUAAUACUUUCUUUGAGAAAGAAGACGACAUAGCAUCAAUUAAUGAUGUCCCGCCAGAAAUGUCCUUUGAACUCGGAGAUGCAAGUAGACAUUACGUUUUAGGAGGUGUUGAUGUAUCUCAAUUAUUCCGUAGUUAUAAAAACCAUUCACUGGAGCUCGGGGCUUGUUCGUGGAGUCGAAUCUCAUCUUUACUGGAUGAAAUCCAUAAAGAAUGUCUGCCGAUGCAACGAACUGUAUUGGAUCCGAACUGUGAAUCAACCUUCAGGAAAGCCAUUAAGAUGGCAGUGAAAUAUUCGUGUGAGGACGCCACAAACUGGUUAUGUGAUCAGCUUGUGCACGAAAAAGCAUUACGAGGGAAUGCAGGUUACGUCAUCCUUGAUUCUCUAAGAACAUUGCCGAUGUUAAGAAUAAGGAGCGAUCACAGCGAAAUGACGCACAUUACUAAUUAUUUUGACCGAAUCAUGAGAGGGUUUUUUGAUAGUCCAAAUGAACACAUAGUUCAAUGGCCAAACACAGCCCUGGAAGAGAGUAAGAUCAGAGCUUUUGAAGGACGAACCAAGCAACCUGAUUUUAUCACUUCUGUCGUUCACCAGUUACAUACGAAAACUGUUUUAUUUGUGGGUGAAGUGAGCCCCCCAUCACAAAAAAACAACACAUUCAAAAACUGUAAUGAUCUCAUCCGCGUUGGUAUCUUUAUGAAGGACUGCUUGGAUUCGGCUAUUGACAAAGGAGCAGAUGUUAAGGUGUUGGGGUUUCAAUGUAUCGGUAAGGCAAACAAUAAUGCAAACAAUAACGCUUUUGUUGUUUGA